GUCACUCUUCAUGCACUCGAAGAAAUGAACAUAUAUUGCGUUGUAAUAAAUUCAAUUGACUACAGCGCCCUCUUAAUUAAACAAAGGAUCAGAACUAAUAUAUUUACACCUUUAUCUAAUAUCGAUCUAAAAGAUAAUGUUUUUAUCACAAAAAUUCUAAUACAUGCAUAUGUGCCCCUUCAUAUAUUGUUAACAAAAAAAUUACACGUUUAUCAUGUGAUUUAAAAUAAAUUGUAUUUAAUGUUACUCUUAUUUUAUCGACAGUAAAACAACACCCGGUAGAAAUUGCACAGCUGAGCUAAAGCAAUUGUAAUUCUCACUAUCCUUCUUUGGAAUUGAGUUUAUUUAGAAGCUUCAAACGUACGGACAUAUACUGAUAACUGCAGUUCAAAUAUAUAGAUAAUCCUGUUGGUGGUGUCAUUUUUGUUUAAUGAAAUUGUCGGUGUAAUUAUCUAAGUGCAAAACCUGCUGAUAGUUCUUAAAUACAUUGUUUAAACAUGGUUGUACUUAGUAAUUUCUUCGCUCCUCAGGAAGGAAUCAAGCAUGAAGAACAAAAUACUACUGUUUUUAUUAAUGAUAGAGAAGUAGGAAAAGGAACUUUAUACAUAACUGAAAGUGUAUUAUCAUGGGUGAAUAAUACAACACAACAAGGAUUCUCUUUAGAAUAUCCACACAUUUCUUUACAUGCAGUUUCAAGAGAUGAACAAGUUCAUCCACGACAGUGUCUUUAUGUUAUGGUGGAUGCAAAAGUUGACUUACCAGGUGUUGAAGUAGUUGAACAAAAUGAAGAAAAUUCUAGUGACGAUAAUGCUGACUCUGAAACAGUUAUGACUGAAAUGAGGUUUGCACCUGACAACACAAAUAACUUAGAUGCAAUGUUUCAAGCAAUGAAUCAUUGUCAAGCUUUACAUCCUGAUCCUCAAGACAAUUCUUCAGAUGAUGAACAUGAAAUCUUUGAAGAUGCGGAGGAGGAUGAUUUUAAAUAUUACGAAGUUGGAGCUGAAGAUGCCCCGUAUAUAUUACCUCAAGAGCACGUAGCAGGAAAUCAAAAUGGAAAUGACAAUGAGGAUGCUAUGGAUGUAGAAUCUGGAAUGUUUGAGGACGCUGAAGAAGGCAUAUAACUUAUUUAAACUAAUAAUGACCCUAACAGAAUAUCGGCUAUAAUCAACAUUUUUUUGCACUGUUUUCUUUAUAGUAUAUAGUGAAAUUUCUAUGCUCUUCACAUUCAUUUAACAGUAAUUGCUAAUUUCACAUGCGAAAAAUGCUCUUGCUGUAGACAACUUGAUGUCAUUAGUCAAUGUAAAACUAACAAAACAAAUUGAAAGCACUGAACUUUAUUUAUAUUCAUUUUGUACAUGGCAAUAGUUUCUCUCAAGAGAACAAUAAAUCAUAAACAUAAUGAAAAUAA
Chelonus insularis is the source of this 1408-nucleotide messenger RNA. RefSeq names its product chloride nucleotide-sensitive channel icln (gene icln). The transcript has 8 exons. Gene Ontology annotation, biological process: chloride transport; spliceosomal snRNP assembly; mRNA cis splicing, via spliceosome. The record is from RefSeq and is a predicted model, not a curated record. Gene Ontology annotation, cellular component: methylosome; cytosol; spliceosomal complex. NCBI's taxonomy places the organism in Eukaryota, Metazoa, Arthropoda, Insecta, Hymenoptera, Braconidae. Bases 498 to 1121 code for a protein of 207 amino acids.